Messenger RNA from Bombus huntii, 795 nucleotides. RefSeq lists its product as uncharacterized. Gene Ontology annotation, cellular component: cytosol. NCBI's taxonomy places the organism in Eukaryota, Metazoa, Arthropoda, Insecta, Hymenoptera, Apidae. Gene Ontology annotation, molecular function: argininosuccinate lyase activity. The record is from RefSeq and is a predicted model, not a curated record.
AAUAAAAUUAUAAUUAGAAAUGUUGUGAAGAAAUUACACACUGGAAAGGGCCGAAAUGAUCAGACGGUAACGGACACGAAAUUAUAGCUUUGGAAGUCCAUAGACAUACUUAUAAAGACAGUGACGAAACUCGUUAAGUUGAUGGAAGCAUGGUACGCGAAAGCGGGACAUGGAGAGGUUGCAAGAAAUACGAAGUCAAGCGUGCCUUAGGGCAAUGAUGCAAUAACGGCGAAUCCCUUCCAAAUUGAUCGACGUUCUUUGACCAACAAACUGGAUUUUCCUGAAAUAAUAGAGAACGGCAUGUACGCGACAGAGACCUUGUCGGUGAGCUGUAAACAUACUUUCAACACUAUUGUUUUAAUACUUGUCGAAGUGAAUAACAUGCAAAUAUAAAAAACAAAUUUAGUUGAAAUAUCAGAAAAAUGUCAGAAGAGAAAAGAAUUUUUCUCCCAAUUUACAUAUUCGAUACUUGCAUGUUGUAAUUCUUCAUUUCAAGCUAAGUUUCUCUUUUGGUCUUCAUUAACAGCGAUUCAAUUGAGCCGCCUUUGCCAUGGUUUGACCAUUUAUAGCAGCGAGGAAUUCGGUUUCGUGAAUAUGUUUGGUGCCUCGGUAACACAAUCAUUCCUGGCUGGAAAUUUUGGCACACUACCAUAUAUCCAUGAUAUUCCAUAUUUAAUGAGUUUCAUGACUACUUUGAGAGGAAUUCCGUGUACCUAUAACAAGGAUCUCCAGGAAGAUAAAAAAAGUUUGUUUUCCUCGGACAAUGUUUUAAAUACUAACUUUAUUGAGUGCUAA